CGGCUCGAACCAAUAAAAUAGUCAUCAAUCGGUUGUCUAACAAAACACAUGGAGAACAACAGUUAAAAGCCCAAAAAACAAAAAAAAAGUAACAAAAGAAUAGAAAAAAUGCACCUCAAAAUCGGUCUCAUUGCAAUCGGAAAUAUUGUGAUUCUUUCGUUGGGACAAUAUUAUAAUUUCGAUCCAUACCAUCGAUUUUUGUAUGCCAGUGCCCAGGGGCCAUCGGGAGGAUUUCCAUUUGUAUCUCAAGAACUUGCAAUACAUAACGGAUUUCAGCAGCAGCAGGGAUUUUCGAGGCAAAAUCAAUUUUCUCAAUUUCCUCAACAAAAUGGCUUUGCCUCAGCCCAGGCAUUUUCAACUCAAAAUGGAUUUUCACAACCUCAGCAGCAAUUUUUGCAGCAAAUCAGAGCUCCAUCACAGAAUGUCUCUCCUGUAAAUAGAACACCACAGCGGCAACAACAGCAAAAUAACAUUUCGCCACAACAAGGAGGCUCCUCGCCAAAUAGAUUUCCACCGCAAACAGGAGUCCCAUCUCCAAAUAGACAACAGCAAAAUAAUUUCUCCCCACAACAAGGAGGCUCAUCCUCUUCAAAUAGAUUUCCGCCGCAACCAGGAGUCUCAUCUCCAAAUAGACAACGCCAACAACAACAAUCUGCCCAGCAAAAAAGUCUGCCACAAAAACAAGGAGGAUCUUCGAAAAAUAGAAUUCCACCACAAAGACAACAAAAUUCGGCACCCAUAAGAUUUCCUCCCACGGAAUCUGCCAAGCCAACCCGAAUUCCCCAAAAUUCUGCAACAAAAAGGCCUAAUAGGAAAGGAGGAUCACAGAGUAGGCCGGUAAGGCGCCCGUCGGCAUCCACUGAAAAUGUUCAAUUACAAAGGCCACCGCAACGAUCUCCACCACAAGGAGGACCGCCACCUAAUAGGGGACCUCCACCCAAUAGGGGACCACCACCCAACAGAGGACCCCCACCACAAAGAGGUCCUUCCCGUGGACCACCACCAAGACUUUCAGAUAUCUCCCAAUCAGCCAAUGUACCGCCUGGCUUCCAAUUUAGCCAAGGAUGGUCAUGGCACGAACGUCUGCCCUGGCCUUCACAGACCGGAUUUCACAAGCCCCAAUACAAUACCCAUUUAUCUUUUGAUUUUGCGCGGCCGCAUAUCCCCGAGGCUUUAUAUUAUCAACAUUUUUAUAAAAUCUAUCGAGGAUUGGAUUCGAAUUUUAGUGAUGACAACGAUGAACGCGACGAUGAUUAUAAUGAUGAUUUCGAUGGGCGCUCGGUUGUGGCACCUGGACAAUAUCCCCAUAUGGCAGCAAUUGGUUUCCCAACAACUGAAAAAUUAGUCGAAUUCAAAUGUGGCGGAAGUCUAAUUAGUCCAAAUUUUGUCAUCACAGCGGCCCACUGUUGUGAAUUGAAUGGCGAUACCCCCGUUUUGGUAAAGUUUGGCAUAAUCAACCUCAAAGAUGAAAAUGAAAAUUCGGAAAUACCUCAGACACGUAUUAUAUCCGAAGUUAUUUUACACCCACUCUACAAUACGUCAUUGCAUUAUCAUGACAUUGCCCUGCUGAGAUUACAGGAACCCAUUGUCUUCACCCGAUUUGUGCGACCCAUACGUUUGUGGGCCUUGGAUCGUAUACCGUAUCCACAUGUCUUUACCAUGGGUUAUGGUUCGACAAGUUUUGCCAAGGCACCGACAAAUAUUCUAACAGAGCUAGACUUGACAUUGGUUCGUUUGCAGGAAUGUAAUCAGGCUCUGCCGGCUGAUGAAAGUGCGCCCGAGGGUAUUGUCGAGACGCAAAUUUGCGCCAAAGACUACGUACACAAUCGUGAUACGUGUCAGGGUGACUCUGGUGGUCCAUUACAGUUGAAUCUCCGACGUCGCAGCAAUCGUCCCGGUUUUCGCUUCUAUCUGGUUGGCAUUAUUUCCUAUGGUGAGGUGUGUGGCAGUGGAAGUCCCGGUGUCUAUACACGUGUCUCGUCCUACAUCGAUUGGAUAGCAUCGAUAGUUUGGCCAGAAGAUUUUCAGAAUUUUUAAACAAUAAAGAAAAAACAUAUAUAUUUAUUAAAAUUCA
Musca domestica (house fly) is the source of this 2074-nucleotide messenger RNA. RefSeq names its product serine protease snake. The record is from RefSeq and is a predicted model, not a curated record. Lineage: Eukaryota; Metazoa; Arthropoda; Insecta; Diptera; Muscidae. Gene Ontology annotation, biological process: proteolysis. Gene Ontology annotation, molecular function: serine-type endopeptidase activity. The transcript has 5 exons. Bases 109 to 2037 code for a protein of 642 amino acids.